Molecule: messenger RNA, 2567 nt
Organism: Leguminivora glycinivorella
Lineage: Eukaryota; Metazoa; Arthropoda; Insecta; Lepidoptera; Tortricidae
Product: probable C-mannosyltransferase DPY19L1
Exons: 12
Coding region: 56-2227 (723 amino acids)
Cellular component (GO): nuclear inner membrane
Molecular function (GO): mannosyltransferase activity
Source: RefSeq, a predicted model, not a curated record
CCUGAUAUUUUGUGAUAAUAAUUUGGUUUCAAAAAUGUUUUAAUAAUAAAAAAACAUGGAAAAAGAGGUUACAACUAAAGCCGAAAGCGUUAAGAAACCAGCUCGCUUUUCGGUUGAGAAAAUCGUGCGUUAUACUUUAGUGAGUCUUAUAGCCCUCUCCCUCGGCUAUCUUCACUACCUCUACGUCUCCACACUCUUCGAGAAUGACCGCAACUUCUCCCACCUCUCGACGAUGGAACGGGAGAUAUCUCUCCGGACCGAGAUGGGGUUCUACUACUCGUACUACAAGACUAUAGUGGAGGAGAGACCGUUCAUCGCUGGUGUGUCGAAACUCAUGUAUGACCGGCUUGUCGAGUACCCGAAGGAGGUUAAUGCGUUUAACAGAUUCAACAUUGCUCCGGAGGUACUAAUAGGAGCGAUGUACCGCUACCUAGAGCCUUGGUUGAACACCUCGACGUAUCGGCAGUGUCACACGGUGUACCGCGGGGAUGAUGUAGAUCCGGUGCAGAGUUGCGUUGGUCUCGGGGAGCCGAUGUUGUUCUACUUAGAGGCUGUGUGGUACUUGGCCGGGUUCCUGGUUGUUGCUCUGUUCUUCUCGGCUUAUAGUUUGAGCAACAGCGUGCUAGGGGGGCUGCUAGCCGUCGCGCAGUAUUUCGCGAACCAUGCUGAGUGUACCCGCGUACAGUGGGCCCCGAACGAGCGAGAAAACAUGGCGGCACCAUUACUGAUACUACAAAUGGGGCUAGUUGUAACACAGUUACGAAACGGUCGCACCAACUGCCGUCUGCAGGUCUCAGUCUUCAUAGUAAACUGCCUAUGCCUUCUAUUCUGGCAGUUCACCCAAUUCAUAUUCCUCACACAAACCGCCAUUUUCUUCCUAAUGGAACAACUCAAAAUAAUAGACUUAAAGUCCCUUUGCAUCUUCCUCCACUCACAUUUCUGUGGUCUCCAUAUGGCUGUUCUACUACUACAAGGGAACGAUAUGUUGAAAACAUCGCUAUAUACGUCGUUUUUCUUAGUCGUUUCUACUUAUUGCUUAUUUUUUAGUACAUUUAGAAUAAAAGUUCAGAAUAAAUUAGAUUUAUUUGUUGAAUCUUGGUUAGUUGUUCUAAGAUUAUUAAUAGUAGUAACUUCAUCAUUUUAUUUAAAGCAUUUAUUGUGCGAUUUUCUUGAAAUAGAAGAUGAUACCCAUAUAUGGGAUAUCUUAUAUUCCAAAUUCACAAAUUAUAAGAAUUUCCAUACAUUAAUGUACACCUGUUCCGAAGCAUUUGAUUUUUUGCCUUUUAGUACCAUAGUUAGUUACACUAAAACCUGUUUGAUACCUAUGGUUGUGUUUGGUGUGGGUGUAACUGCGUAUUCGUGGUUUAAAGAAGAGAAGAAGAUGGUUAAAAAGGAGGUUCUAGAAGAUGAGGAUAGCGGGAUUGAGAAUAAUGCUGAUAGUAAGGAGAAGACCGAAGUCGAACUAGACCCAACCGACCCCACAAUCCGUUACCUCCGGCGUCUAAAAAUCGAGCCGGCUGCGGUGUACUCGGUAGCUCAGUUGUGCGUCUCCGCGGUACUGGCGGGGCUCGUCAUGCGGCUAAAGCUACUAUUCGGCUCCCAGCUGUGUCUCGUGAGCGCGCUAGCUGUCUCCGCUAGUCACAAGGUGCCUCCAUCGUUCCAAAAGUACUUGCCGCUGUGUUGGGUGGCAGGAAUUGCCGCGCUGACUCACCGUCUUAUAGUCAAUAUGAGCGUCGAAAUGUCACAUAUAGGUGAAUUCAGCGAUUUCCAACAAGAGGAGCUGCUGACCUGGAUCUCAAAGGAAACUGGGACAAAAGCGGCCUUCGCGGGCUCUAUGCCCAUACUAGCCACAGUCAUGCUGGUCACGCGGCGGCCUGUCGUCGCUCACCCGCACUAUGAAAAUAAGGAGGCCAGAGCUCGCGCCUAUUCAGUCUACAAAACGUACGGUAAAUUCACAACGGAAGAGCUGUACAAAGAACUGACGGCUCUCAAGGCGAUCUACCUCAUUGUAGAAAACAAAUACUGCUACGGCAGGAGUCGAAAAGGCUGCUCAUUCGAAGACAUCUGGAACUCUGAGUACCCCGGUCGGCGCGGGCCGCGCGCCUGCCACGAGCUGCUCUCAGGGACAGUCGACCACUUCUACCCCGUGUUCAGGAACAACCACUACGCUGUAUUCCGCCUGCACGACUACAGUGUCAGGUACAUGCCUCGGAGUUUUGACACCUGACAGCCGGCCGGGAUCGAUGAUUUGGCGACACAUCAGUUAGAGUGAGACGAGCGUAUAUUUCUCUCUCUCUCACUCACACUUAAGGACAUAGUGAAUAAGUGCUAAUAUUAAAGGACUGACUUGUAAUGAAAAUAAUUGUUAAGUGUUAAACUAUACUAUUAGCGAUUUGAAAUUUUUGAAAUAUAAGGUAAAAUGACCUGUUUUUGGGCAUUUUUGCAAGAAAAGAAAAAACUUUCUAAAAUAGGUAAAUCUAAUGUUUUUCCUACUCAGAAUCACGAGCCCUUUCGAUCCUACAAGGUGAAAAAGUGUUCCAAAUUUAAUUUUUCCACUUCGUUGCCAU